This is a messenger RNA of Colius striatus (speckled mousebird), 2316 nucleotides long. It is a transcript of the gene PIM1, whose product is annotated as Pim-1 proto-oncogene, serine/threonine kinase. Gene Ontology annotation, biological process: negative regulation of apoptotic process; protein autophosphorylation. Gene Ontology annotation, molecular function: protein serine/threonine kinase activity; ATP binding. The coding region runs from base 172 to 1113 and encodes 313 amino acids. NCBI's taxonomy places the organism in Eukaryota, Metazoa, Chordata, Aves, Coliiformes, Coliidae. The record is from RefSeq and is a predicted model, not a curated record. Gene Ontology annotation, cellular component: cytoplasm. The transcript has 6 exons.
GCCGCGCCGCGGCCGCCGCCUCCUCGCUCAGCGGCCGUCAGGCGCCCGCCGCCGCCUCGCCGGGCUCCCCCGCCCGAGCUCGGCAGCCCGGCAGCCGGAACCGAGCCAGCGGGGUCCGGUCGGGCCGGGGAGGCGCCGGGACCGGCUCCGGAAUCGGGCGAGGGAGCCGGGAUGCUGCUCUCGAAAAUUAACUCGUUGGCCCAUCUCCGUUCCGGGACCGGGGGGGAGCUCCACGCCGCUAAACUCCAGCCCGGGAAGGAGCGGGAGCCGCUGGAGAGCCUGUACCGGGUGGGCCAGCUGCUGGGCAGCGGCGGCUACGGCUCGGUGUACUCGGGGGUCCGCCUCUCCGACAGCACCCCGGUGGCCAUCAAACACGUGGCUCGGGAGCGCAUCUCCGAGUGGGGCGAGCUGCCCAACGGCACCCGCGUGCCAUUGGAGAUCGUCCUGAUGAACAAGGUGGGCUCCAGCUUCCACGGCAUCAUCCACCUCCUGGACUGGUUUGAGCUGCCUGACGGUUUCCUGCUGGUGCUGGAGCGUCCGGAGGUGUCGCAGGACCUCUUCGACUUCAUCACGGAGAGGGGGCCGCUGUCGGAGGAGCUGGCGCGGGGGCUUUUCCGCCAGGUGCUGGAGGCCGUGCGGCACUGCAACAGCUGCGGCGUCCUGCACCGAGACAUCAAGGACGAGAACAUCAUCAUCGACCUUUCCACCGGGGAGCUCAAGCUCAUCGACUUCGGCUCCGGCACCUUCCUCAAGGACACGGUCUACACCGAAUUUGACGGAACGCGCGUGUACAGCCCCCCAGAGUGGAUCCGCUACCACCGCUACCACGGCCACUCCGCCACCGUCUGGUCCCUGGGCAUCCUGCUCUACGACAUGGUGUGCGGGGACGUCCCCUUCGAGCAGGACGAGGACAUCAUCCGGGGACAGCUCUUCUUCCGGCAGCGCAUCUCUCUAGAGUGCCAGCACCUCAUCAGGUGCUGCUUGUCCAUGCGCCCCACGGACAGACCGGCUUUGGAAGACAUUUUCAACCAUCCUUGGCUGCAAGAUGUCCACCUGCCCCAGGAGACAGCAGAGAUCCACCUGCACAGUCUGAUCCAGGAGCCUGGGAAGUAACAGCUCCACGUGUCUCCUGGCCACUGGAAGAGAAGAAAAGCAGAAGUCUUCCCCUUGGCCGUCGCCCUGAGCAGACAGGAACACGCACAUCUCUCCUGGAGCUGCGCUGCAGACCUGGUCUUCCAAGUGCUGGUGGCUGCCAGCCAAGCCAGCUGUCCUGGACUCCAUCUGAAUGACCCCGUCUCUCAUUUGAUGUUUUGCCAGUAAGUUAUUUUUUAUGGCUUUGGUUCUGGUUUCGGAGGCUCCCAAACGUCUUCUUGACCUGCUGCAAUCAGGACGGCGAGAGGAUCAGAGACCUUACUGGAGAAAAGCUUCAAGGGGAGAACUGCCUGGGGGGAAGGGGGCGGUUGCUGCAGCUGAGCCGCGUCUCUUGUCUCUUCUCAUGCUGAGUGCCUUCAGGUGUGACCUGGGCUGUGCUGGAGGAACUACUUGAAUUGUCCUGCGCUGCUGCUUUCCCAAGACUCGCCUGGGUGUAUAAUUCCUUUUCCAAAAGCAAACAGGGCAGGAGAUGUUUGGGAGCCAGGUGCCGCUGCCUCCCGUGCCUCCAGCUCACGUGGAUUGUCUGGGUUUCUUUUGCUUCCCUGUGCCCUCACGAAUGCACAAACAAUGCAAACCAACAGAGCUGUAAAUAUGUACAAAGUUGUAGAGCAGCCGAGUUCGAUGACAGUUGUUCAUAGUGGUGCCAUUUUACCUUUUCUCUCUGUGUUUUUUCUUUCCCCCCUCCCCCCCAGCUGUUAAUUUAUUUCCAUCCACGUGUCUUUGUUUUUUAAAGGCAGUUCUAGCCAGUAGGGUAAGUUAUUUAUUUAUUUAUGACCCACGUGGGGUUUGGACCCACACCUUGCUCAUCCUGCUCAUCCCCCAGGUCUCCGUGCGGGUCUCCCCUCUGUGUGUGUCCCGUGUCCAUCCCCAGGCCCGUGGUGUUGGGCGUGUGCUGGAGGUGUGGAGCGGCUGCCUCGCUCCCCAGCUGCCUCUGCACCUACUGCUGCUGGCUGUUGUUUCCUCACCACAUGCAAAUCUCAGUUUUCGGAUGAGUUUUGGUGUUCUCCACGGGUGUCUUGGUUGGGGCUGGGGAGGGGAGAGGCCUGGGCUGUGUGGUGUGUCCGUGUGCCCGCCGGGCCCUUUGCUCACAGCUGAUGUUGUUACAGGGAAUCCACAAAUCUUAUUUUUUUAAUGCGGUUUUAAUAAAUAAAUAAAAACUGAAAA